AUGCCCGGGUCAUCAGACGCCACAACUCGGAAGCGGAAGCGCAUCCCGAUCGCUUGUAAUUCGUGUCGUGUCCGGAAGUCAAGAUGUGAUGGUGCUAGGCCACAAUGCUCUACUUGUGUCGAACAAGGGUUAGAUUGCGUCUACGCGGCCAACUCGGGAGCAAGUAACGCCCUGGUUCCGAAACAAUAUCUCGAGCAAGUUGAACUCCGUUUGGCAGAUGUUGAAGAGGAAAUAAGUCGACUAAAACGGCUCAUCCCACACUCAUUUUCCGACGAAAAGCAGCAUGCCACUGUGUCACACAGAAACUCGUGCCGCGCCGAUGACUGUUCGGAAAGCGCACAGGCGGGGGAGUCUUUGAACGCCGAAAAUAGAAGCAUCACUGGCAUAACUCCUGACACAACUGACGGUGUCGGCACAAUCGAGUUCACCACUGAUGAGAGCUGGGCAUAUUUUGGACCCUCUUCCAAUAUUGCCUUUAUGAGGAUCAUCCGCCGCACACUGGACCACUUGCUUCGCCAGACACAACGGACACAAGAAGGAGUGACUUCCUCUACGCCAUUACAAAAUACCGAACAACAUGUACUCGCUGUGUCAAGGUCGCAGUCGCCGAUUGACGACUCGUUCGAUCCGAGAAAACUGGAAACGGCUUCAGAAGCCUCUCGCUUGCCACCCGAAGAUGAGGUUAUCCGUCUUGUCCGCCAAUACUUCGGCGAUGCAGGAAUUCUCUUUCCCUACAUCCACGAAGAGAGUUUCUGGAAGGCAUUCGCGUACUAUCGAUCUAUCGGGAUGCGCAAUGCAAGGCACUCAUGGCUUGCUUUGUUGAACAUUAUUAUUGCCGUAGCUCACAGCACUACGAGCUCGGCCAAUAUUGGUUUGGGCGAUAGACAAGCUAUCUCGGAUGUUCACUACCGGAGGGCCAAGUCUCUUUUUAUGACUGAAAUGAUGACGGGAUCUAAUCUUGAAUCAGUACAGGCUAUGCUCCUGAUGUCACAAUACCUGCAAGGUAGCCAGAGAUCUGUUCAGACAUGGUCUAUUCAUGGACUUGCCGUUAAAGCUGCGCUGGAGUUGGGAUUCCAUUCAGAACUAGCCCUCCAAAGAUUCGAGCCGCUCGAACGAGAAACGAGAAUACGAACGUGGUAUGGAUGUAUUUUACUAGACAGAACACUUAGUAUGACGUUCGGCCGCCCGCCCAUCAUCCCGCAGCAUAUGAUCCGUAUUCCUCUACCGCAGCAUUUUAUCUCGUAUCCUAAAGUACCUAGCAUCUCUAGGUGGUCCCGUGAAGAAGACAGCACCCUGUUUUGGAAUGCCUCCAUAACUCUUUACGGGGUUACCGCUGCCGUUAUUGAAAACCUUUACGAGAGCAACGUUGGGUCGACUUCAGCAGUUUCCGUAACCCAUAUUGUGUCUUCUGUAAUCCAUAUCGGACAGAAGCUGGGCGAUUGGCAAGCUUCUUUGCCUUUGUCGAUGCGACUGGUAGAACCGAGUGAGGUGGCCAAUCCUGAUGCAAAGCCGGUGCAACUGAAGCUUCGAGUCGUAUUGACACUGAGGCAUCACAACCUUCAGAUCCUUUUACAUCGGCCUAUCCUGGACCGCUGUUUACAGGCAUUGGAUGGAGGUACUAAGUCCACACAGGAAGCAGCAACCCUAGAGCAAGCUUGGCAUCUAAGCAAAACUGUGUGCCUUCGAUCUGCAGAAGCAACUAUCCGUUUAGUGGAGGCGUGCAAGCUGGCAAACGAUGCACAGCCAACUUUCUCUUUCCUUGGAGCUUGGUGGUUUACCUUAUAUUUUACUUUCAAUGCCUCCCUGACGAUUAUUGCGCUGAAGCUCAUAGAAGACAGCUAUGCUUCCACCCCUUAUAACCACUCCUAUGCGGGAACAGUAGCAAAGCUGGAAGAAACACUGAAGAGCGCUGUCAGUUGUAUCGCACGCAUAGAUACCAAAAACCCAACGGUCGAAAAGUGCGCAAAGUUUACCGCGACCCUGAUUUUGACGGUACAAAGCUUACAUAUGGGGCGUGAUGACGCCAACGUAUUGUCAUCAAGUACAACAACCAUCACUGAUGAGAAUGGGGUAAAUCAAAACACGCAGAUACUGAACAAUGGUGGGUUGGACGAAGCAUUUUCCGACUUGGUCAAUUACCUUCCACAGAAUUUCAACGACUUCUCCGCCGCCAGCGCGCCAUUCGCUAUGUCCGAGUUGAUGAAUGAUUCUUCUACUGGCGAUCUGUUCUGGUAG
Colletotrichum graminicola M1.001 is the source of this 2235-nucleotide messenger RNA. RefSeq names its product fungal specific transcription factor domain-containing protein. Gene Ontology annotation, biological process: positive regulation of transcription from RNA polymerase II promoter by galactose; DNA-templated transcription. Gene Ontology annotation, cellular component: nucleus. The coding region runs from base 1 to 2235 and encodes 744 amino acids. The transcript has 9 exons. Gene Ontology annotation, molecular function: DNA-binding transcription factor activity, RNA polymerase II-specific; RNA polymerase II cis-regulatory region sequence-specific DNA binding; zinc ion binding. The record is from RefSeq and is a predicted model, not a curated record. NCBI's taxonomy places the organism in Eukaryota, Fungi, Ascomycota, Sordariomycetes, Glomerellales, Glomerellaceae.